Messenger RNA from Acanthopagrus latus (yellowfin seabream), 1897 nucleotides. RefSeq names its product forkhead box A2 (gene foxa2). Gene Ontology annotation, biological process: regulation of transcription by RNA polymerase II; anatomical structure morphogenesis; cell differentiation. Lineage: Eukaryota; Metazoa; Chordata; Actinopteri; Spariformes; Sparidae. The record is from RefSeq and is a predicted model, not a curated record. The transcript has 2 exons. The coding region runs from base 16 to 1260 and encodes 414 amino acids. Gene Ontology annotation, molecular function: transcription factor binding; protein domain specific binding; DNA-binding transcription factor activity, RNA polymerase II-specific.
UGUAAAAAGUCCUCCAUGAUGCUCGGAGCAGUUAAAAUGGAAGGACACGAACACACCGACUGGAGCACCUACUACGGAGAGCCCGAGUGUUACACCUCGGUUGGCAACAUGAACACGGGCCUGGGAAUGAACUCUAUGAAUACCUACAUGAGCAUGUCCGGCAUGAACACCGGUGCCAACAUGACGGCCAACUCCAUGAACAUGUCAUACGUCAACACGGGCAUGAGCCCCUCCAUGACCGGCAUGUCACCCGGCACCGGAGCCAUGAACGGCAUGGGCGCAGGCAUGACGGCCAUGAGCGCAGCCCUGAGCCCCAGCAUGAGUCCCAUGACCGCGCAGCCCGCAUCCAUGAACGCCCUGACGUCUUACACCAACAUGAACGCCAUGAGCCCCAUAUACGGACAGUCGAACAUCAACAGGUCCAGAGAUCCUAAGACCUACCGCCGGAGCUACACGCACGCCAAACCCCCGUAUUCCUACAUUUCCCUCAUCACCAUGGCCAUCCAGCAGUCUCCCAGCAAGAUGCUGACACUGGCCGAGAUCUACCAGUGGAUAAUGGACCUCUUCCCUUUUUACCGACAGAACCAGCAGCGCUGGCAGAACUCCAUUCGCCACUCUUUGUCGUUCAAUGACUGUUUCCUCAAAGUGCCCAGGUCGCCGGAUAAACCCGGGAAGGGCUCCUUUUGGACUCUCCACCCGGACUCCGGGAACAUGUUCGAGAACGGCUGCUACCUGAGGAGGCAGAAGCGCUUCAAGUGCGACAAGAAGACCAUGAAGGAUCCCGGGCGCAAAGCGGGAGACGGCGGCUCCUCCAACAGCAGCUCAGAGAGCUGCAACGGCAACGAGUCGCCUCACUCCAACUCCUCCUCCAGCGACCACAAAAGGUCCCUGUCGGACAUGAAGGCGAGCCAGGCCCUGAGCCCGGAGCACGCCGCCGCCUCCCCGGUGUCGCAGGGGCAGCACCUCAUGUCUCAACACCACUCGGUGCUGGCGCACGAAGCGCACCUGAAGCCGGAGCACCACUACUCCUUCAACCACCCCUUCUCCAUAAAUAACCUCAUGUCCUCGGAGCAGCAGCAUCAUAAAAUGGACCUAAAGACUUACGAGCAGGUGAUGCAUUACUCCGGCUAUGGCUCCCCCAUGGCAGGGGCUCUUUCCAUGGGUUCGAUGGCGGGGAAACCCGGCCUGGAUUCUUCAUCCAUACCUGACACAACUUAUUACCAAGGCGUCUAUUCCAGGCCGAUCAUGAACUCCUCAUAAACUCUCUCUCCUCCCUACAGCCGAUGCGGACUUUCUUCCCCUUCAAUUUGUACAUUUGUAAAAAAACAAAACAAAAAAUAUAGAGUUUGUGUACAAUAUGUAUUUCAGAUAUUUUUGACGUUUCCCACCGUUUUAGUUGUCGAGUUUGUUGGUAGCCUAAUUACUUUAAGAGAGGAUGUUGAUGAUGUUGAUGACGAUGAUGUUGAUGAUGAUAAUAAUUCAAAAGUGAUGAUGAUGAUGAUGAUGAUGAUGAUGAUAAUGUGACGAGAUCUGUUCAGAAGUCGGCUUCAGGAAUGGACCCCAAAGACAAACUACAAGUUGCUGUAAAAUAGCCUCCAUCACGCAUACCUGGAUUCGUAAAUGAAUUUUAAUGCCUUGCAGGAUUUCUUCAAUCAUUUGUGUAAUUCCUAUUUAUGGCUUGUAUAUGUGUAUUCUUGUAGUGACAAGAACAGAAUCUAUAUUAAAGUGUUAUUGGUUUUGUUUUCUGAAUAUGAUGGUGUUUGACCCUUAUUGUAAUUAUCAUUAUUAUCAUUAUUAUUAUUAUUAUUAUCAUUAUUAUUAUUAUUAUUAUUAUUAUUAUUAUUAUUAUUGUAUAACAGCAGUCUGGCGGCAACAAGCGUCCCCUCUAUGAUAUGUU